Molecule: messenger RNA, 1113 nt
Organism: Penicillium odoratum
Lineage: Eukaryota; Fungi; Ascomycota; Eurotiomycetes; Eurotiales; Aspergillaceae
Product: aldo/keto reductase
Exons: 5
Coding region: 1-1113 (370 amino acids)
Source: RefSeq, a predicted model, not a curated record
AUGGGCAAAGCUGUGCUAGACAAAUUGGCAAAGGUCCCUCGAUGCCUGAGCGAAUCUAUAACGCGGUCAAGGGCGGAGUAUCGAAGACUGGGAAAUUCAGGGCUGAGAGUGUCUAAUCCGAUUCUCGGUGGACUUACUCUAGGCAGUUCGCGAUGGCUCCCAUGGGUCUUGAAUGAAGACAAGGCGCUGGGUAUAUUGAAAUCUGCCUACGAUCGUGGUAUUAACACUUGGGACACUGCAAAUGUUUAUUCAAAUGGCGAAUCUGAAAGGAUCAUCGGGCAAGCCCUCCAAAAAUACAAGAUUCCACGUGAGAAAGUGAUCAUCAUGACCAAGUGUUAUCGAGUCCUAUGUGAUCCCGAAAAUUAUGAUCCUGGGUCGAUGGUUACUAUGCACCAUGAGUUGGCAGAUAGAAGCAAAGACUAUGUCAACCAAUGGGGCUUAUCCCGCGCUGCCAUCUUCAAGGCAGUCGAAGGAUCCCUAAGGCGUUUGAAUACCAGUUAUAUCGACGUGCUUCAAAUCCACCGUUUUGACCCCACGGUACCACCAGAAGAAACCAUGCGCGCCUUGGAUGAUGUCGUAAGGUCCGGCAUGGUCCGUUAUAUUGGCGCCAGCUCAAUGUGGACAUAUCAAUUUGCCAUGUUGCAGCACGUCGCAGAGAAGAACGGCUGGACCAAAUUCAUCUCUAUGCAAAACCACUACAAUUUACUAUAUCGUGAAGAAGAGCGAGAGAUGAACCCAUAUUGCAAUCUCACUGGCGUUGGGCUGACACCGUGGGCUGCUUUAGCAUCGGGUAAGCUAGCACGCGAUCCAAGUAAAAAGUCAACCACAGCUCGGGACGAAUGGAGCGCUCGUGGGUCAUUAUAUGACAAUGGCAUUGAGAAUAUUGAUGGAAUUGUCUCAAGAGUUAGAGAGAUUGCUCUAGCCCGGGAGUGGCCAAUGAGCCAUGUCAGUCUGGCCUGGCUAAACCGGCGGGUCACCGCCCCCAUCAUUGGGUUUAGCUCGAGUGGGCGCAUGGAUGAGGCUCUCGCUGCUCGAGGAAAAGAGCUCACUGAUGAAGAAGAGCGCUACUUGGAAGAAUUAUACACUCCGAGAGCUAUUCAAGGACAUGAAUGA